Molecule: messenger RNA, 192 nt
Organism: Paramecium pentaurelia
Lineage: Eukaryota; Ciliophora; Oligohymenophorea; Peniculida; Parameciidae
Source: the annotation of a GenBank genome assembly
AUGAUUUGUUUGGGUAAAUAUCACAAUAGUUUAAUGGAUAUACUUAAAUUGGUAGAAUAACAAUAUCAAUAUAAAUUAAUUAUUUUGACAGUAUUUUCAAUGCUUAUAGGUUAUAUUUUUAUUAUUGUUAUGUUGAGUCUAAUCAUAGUUAUUUAUGCUAUACUGCCAAUCAAGAUUGGUAUGGCUGAAUGA